AUGUUUUCCAAAUCUGUUAGACACUUUUCUACUUCUGCAGCACGUGCAGUUUCUAUCAAAACCGUUCCAGGUUCCGCAGAAUCUGUCUCCACUCUCAGAGUUUCCAUUAAGAAUGCAGGUUCCAAGAGUGCACCUGCUGGUUUGGCACACUUAUUAGCCACUUCUACCUUCCUUGAUACUCCAGAAAAAUCUGCACUUAGAUUAAAGCGUGAAGCCGAAUUAGUUGGUGGUGAAUAUUCUGCAGAAGUUACAAGAGAUGCACUAGUUUUAAAGGCAACUUUCUUGAAGGAAUCCUUACCAUUCUUUGUCAAUUCGUUGGCAUCAACUGUUGCACAAUCUUCUUUCAAACCACACCAAUUGGCAGAAAUUGCGGCACCUUUUGCUUCAUUUGUCCAUCAAACCAAGACUGCUUGUCCAAAGUUCAAAGCCUUAGAAGAAUUACAUGCAGUUACUUACAGAUCCGGUUUAGGUUUACCACUAUAUUUCGAUGGAUCCAAGACUUUUGAAGUUAGCGAUAUUGCUACUUUUGCAAAAUCUGCUUUCCAAUCCGAAAACGUUGAAAUUGUUGGUGAAAACGUUGAAUCUGCAGACCUUGAGAAAUUCGUCUCUGAAUCUGCAUUUGCAACCCUACCAACAGGCAACACUGUUGUUGCACAAAAGCAACAAACUUUCUCUGGUGCUGAAUCUAGAAUUAGACAAGCAGGUAAGACUUCUGCCGUUAUCGGUUUUGCUGUUGAAGAUGCUGAUGCUUUUGAAUUAGUUGCAGCAGGUUUAUUAUCCAACCUCCCAGAAUCUAUUACUGCAUCCGUUGAAUCAAAGGUUUUAUCUUAUGAAGGUUCUAACUUAUUCUAUUUCGCAGUCACUUCUACUAACGCUGCUGAAGUUGCACAAUUCAUCACCACUGCGGCAAAAGAUCUAAAGAGUGUUGAUUUCUCUAAAUACUCCAAGCUAGCAUCCGCAUUAGCAGAAAAGGAGGUUGCAUCUAAGCAAGUUUCUGUUCCAAAUGAUUACAACUUAGUUGUUGUUGGUGAUAUCGACGCUGUUCCAUUAAAGUCCGAACUUUAA
Molecule: messenger RNA, 1065 nt
Organism: Pichia kudriavzevii
Lineage: Eukaryota; Fungi; Ascomycota; Pichiomycetes; Pichiales; Pichiaceae
Exons: 1
Coding region: 1-1065 (354 amino acids)
Cellular component (GO): mitochondrion
Molecular function (GO): metal ion binding
Source: RefSeq, a predicted model, not a curated record